AUGGCUUCGCAUCAGUCCUCGGGCACAGCCGGGUCCUAUGAGGAAGAACCCGACCACCAGCCACACACCAACAAACUCAAACCCCAGGCCUGGCUGCAGGAGGAAAUGUGUCUGAAUAACAGACCAGAAUGGGAGAGAUAUCAAGGAAAGUGUUAUAAGUUCAACACCAGGAAGUCCUCCUGGAAUGAGAGCAGAGAUUCCUGCAGAGCUCAGGGAGGAGACCUGGUGAAGAUCGACAGCAGAGAUGAGCAGAUAUUCCUUGAGAUCAGACUGAGAGACUGGAUGGAGGAAGGUGAGGACAAGUUCUGGAUCGGACUGACAGACUCAGAGGAAGAAGGCAAAUGGUUGUGGGUGGAUGGAUCACCUCUGGACAAAAGUUUGACAUUUUGGAUGAACAAGGAACCUGAUGACUGGAAAGAAAUGAAUCCAGCUGGAGAAGACUGUGUGAGGAUGGGGCUGAAAGGAGGAGCUGGUGAUCUGAAGUGUUGGUUUGAUAUAUCCUGUGAUGUUCAUCACAAAAGUAUCUGUGAGAAAUCAAUAGUUCCUGGUCUAAGACCAUCUGUCUGUAGAUAAAGUUCAGUUCAGACUAUAAAACAGUCUUAGAACAGGAUCAAGAAGCUGCAGAGAUGCUAUUUUCAUAAACAUAAUGUCACAAACAUUUAAAG
Messenger RNA from Cyprinodon variegatus (sheepshead minnow), 665 nucleotides. RefSeq names its product hepatic lectin-like. The coding region runs from base 1 to 573 and encodes 190 amino acids. The transcript is spliced from 4 exons. The record is from RefSeq and is a predicted model, not a curated record. Lineage: Eukaryota; Metazoa; Chordata; Actinopteri; Cyprinodontiformes; Cyprinodontidae.